Messenger RNA from Pungitius pungitius (ninespine stickleback), 2371 nucleotides. It is a transcript of the gene sfrp1a, whose product is annotated as secreted frizzled-related protein 1a. The transcript has 3 exons. NCBI's taxonomy places the organism in Eukaryota, Metazoa, Chordata, Actinopteri, Perciformes, Gasterosteidae. The coding region runs from base 191 to 1126 and encodes 311 amino acids. Gene Ontology annotation, biological process: canonical Wnt signaling pathway; non-canonical Wnt signaling pathway. Gene Ontology annotation, molecular function: Wnt-protein binding. The record is from RefSeq and is a predicted model, not a curated record.
UCCGCCCCUCCGCCCCCCUCCCUGCCUCCCAUCACCCUUCCAGCCCUCGCAACUUUUCUUUUUUUUUUCGACUUGUUGAAGUAAGUGCGGUCCGAGGCGCGAGCUGCAUUCAUUACGCCGCCGCUGCUGCUGCUGCUGCUGCAAGAGAGAGAGAGAGCGAAGCAAAACGCACACGAAAAGAAAAAGAAAGAUGAGGUGUGCAUCCGCAUCCGCGUCCUGCUGGAGGAUGCUCCGACUGGCGGCGACGUUGGCGCUCGUGUCGGCGUGCACGGCGUCGGAGUACGAGUACCUCAACUGGAAGUCGGACGUGUACGCCGGCGGGCCCAGCUACGGCAAGCCGCCCCAGUGCGUGGACAUCCCGGAGGACCUGCGGCUCUGCCACAACGUGGGCUACAGCCAGAUGCUGCUGCCCAACCUGCUGGAGCACGAGACCAUGGCGGAGGUGAAGCAGCAGGCCAGCAGCUGGGUGCCCCUGGUGCACAAGAACUGCCACCCGGGCACGCAGGUCCUGCUGUGCUCGCUGUUCGCGCCCGUGUGCCUCGAGCGGCCCAUCUACCCGUGCCGCUGGCUGUGCGAGGCCGUGCGCGACGGCUGCAUCCCCAUCAUGGAGGCGUUCGGCUUCCCGUGGCCGGAUAUGCUCACGUGCGACAAGUUCCCCCAGGACGACGUGUGCAUCGCGAUGACGCAUCCCAAUUCCACCGCGGCCACCGAGCCGACAGGUUUCUCUCCCGUCUGCCCGCCAUGUGACAACGAAAUGAAGACCGACGCCAUGCUCGAGCACAUGUGUGCCAGCGAGUUCGCUUUCAAGACCAAGAUCAAGGAGGUGGCGAGAGAAAACAUGGACCGCAAGGUGAUUCUGCAGAAGCGGAAAAAGAUGUUGAAAGAGGGCAACCUGAAGAAGAAGGACAUGAAGUCGCUGGUGCUGUACCUGAAGAAUGGCGCCGACUGCCCCUGCCAGCAGCUGGACAACCUGGGGAACCAGUACCUGAUCAUGGGCCGCAAAGUGGAUAAGCAGUACCUCCUCACGGGCAUCCACAAGUGGGACAAGUCCAGCAAAGAGUUCAAAAAGGCCAUCAAGAAACUCAAAACCUACAAAUGCCCCGCCUUUGAGAAUGUUUUCAAAUAAAACGCACCCCUCUUCCCCCACUUUUGGUCACAUCUCAUCCUACAUAUGAACUUGCACACGCAUUCAAAAUCCCAAACUUUGCUUUCUAUUUUCCUGUAUGUAUAUCUAUCUAUCUUUGUAUAUUUACAGAUGUCUGAAAUGUCUGUCAUUAGUUCAUUGGGGUGUGCGAUGACGAUACAAAUCACAACUUGAGAGAAGUUCAGCGUAGUAAAAGACCUUUCUGAAAUCAUUUUCAAUAAAUGUAGAUACGGCUACACUUUCAUCCAACAUUUUGGUGGAUUUUGCUUAAAGGGAUUGAAACACACAAAACACUUUUGUUUGAUUGCUGAGAUAGAGAGGAUUCAUACCACACUCGAAUUGUGGUUGUACCACAAACAUGAAGGUAAAAUCAGGCAGAAGCAGGAUGUUAGCUUAGCUUAGCAUGAGGCCAAGAAGCAGGGUUAAACUUUAAACCUGUCUUUAUCCAAUAAAAUGUAAAGCACUGUGUUUUCAGAUUUAACCAAUUCAACCAUGUCAUAAUUAGCAAGCUUGUUUUGACAGAGGUUAGCUGUUUCUUCCUGCUUUAGUUUUAACACUAACAUAAGCUAACCAUCUGCUAGCUUUAGCUGCGUGUGCAACAGACACAGAGUGAAAGUGUUAAUACGCCUCACAUUUAACUCCCUGCAACAGAAAUAUUCAGCUUUUUGUUUUACAUCGCUCUCAUUAUGAUAAUGUGAUAAGAAAUCAUAAAAGCAGUGAUUAGUCGACAGAGUUGGCCGACACAGGUACACACUGUGGGUUACAGAGCAGCUGCAUAGGGUGCAUUUGGAAAAAACAAAUUCACUGCUUGAUGAGGGUGCCACCUUAUGAUUGUAAAGACUGCACUACCAAUGUUAUUUCCUUUAAUUUCAUUCAUUCUUUUCAUUACUUGCGUCAUGAAUUAACAUGUUGGCCUAAGACAGAUUUGUUAAUUUCCUGUCAGCGGAUGACUUUCGGCCGCAUGACAUUUGGCUGAUAUUUUUUUUUUUUUCCAUCGCUCCUUAGAUCCAGUCUAACUGCAGUAAUCAGUAUUCCUUGGAAAUGGGCAAUGUAUCGAUGUCACACAUGCUUGAAAAUGCAAGUAUUGUCAACUUUUUUUUCCCAAUCUGUUUGGUUCAAUUGUUGCUGGUCUUUAUUUAGCACUAUUUGUUUUAAUUUUGAAUGUCAGCUGUCAUUUUCUGCUUAUUAAAUGUACAUACAAAUUUUACAUAAAUAUGGAAAAGUGAA